This is a messenger RNA of Closterium sp. NIES-65, 900 nucleotides long. NCBI's taxonomy places the organism in Eukaryota, Viridiplantae, Streptophyta, Zygnematophyceae, Desmidiales, Closteriaceae. The record is from the annotation of a GenBank genome assembly.
AUGAACACUCUUCGGGUGCUGCUGCACAUAGCCGCUCAGCGCGACUACGAGCUUCACUCCCUUGACUUCAGCACAGCUUUCUUGCAGGGCAGCCUGCACGAGGAGAUCUGGCUGCGCCGCCCACCUGGAUUCAUUGGGUCGUUCCCUCCUGAUACCCAGUGGAGUCUCCAGCGGCCAGUCUACAGUCUCCGCCAGGCGCCCCGUGAGUGGCACGACACACUGAGGACUACACUUGCGGCUCUUGGGUUGACUCCUUCUACUGCCGACCCGUCGCUGUUUCUGCGCACCGACACCUCUUUGCCGCCGUUCUACAUCCUCGUGUACGUCGACGACUUGGUCUUUGCCACUGCUGACACUGCUGGACUCGCCCACGUAAAGUCCGAGCUGCAGAAGAGACACACGUGCACAGACCUGGGUGAACUGUGUAGCCACCUUGGCUUGCCGAUCACCCGGGACAGAGCACAGCGCACCAUUACCCUGACUCAGUCACACAUGGUGCAGCAGGUCCUUCAACGCUUCGACUUCACGUACUCCUCGCCUCAGGCCACUUCUCUGUCUACUCGCCACUCGCUCUCAGCUCUGCCUUCGGACGAGUCUGUAGAGCCAAAGCACAUGGCUGCAGCGAAGAGGGUGUUGCGCUACUUGUGCAGUACGUUGGGCAUGGGGCUAGUGCUUGGAGGGCGACGUCCAGUGGACGAAGUGAUGGGGGCGGUGCUAAGAGAGCAAGUGAUUGAACGGGCAAUAACAGGACAUCUGGUAGGGGAUUAUUGCAAAUGUGGGCACGAAUCUAGGAGCAUAUUGUAUGAUGGAAGUGCCAUCAAUGUUGCAGCUGAGGCCAAACCACUCUGCUUGCAGUGGGAAGUCAGAGUGACGCAACCAGAGAUUCAGGCAGGAGAGUAA